Molecule: messenger RNA, 5662 nt
Organism: Paramormyrops kingsleyae
Lineage: Eukaryota; Metazoa; Chordata; Actinopteri; Osteoglossiformes; Mormyridae
Gene: syt1a
Product: synaptotagmin Ia
Biological process (GO): calcium ion-regulated exocytosis of neurotransmitter; synaptic vesicle endocytosis
Cellular component (GO): dense core granule; synaptic vesicle membrane; exocytic vesicle
Molecular function (GO): phosphatidylserine binding; SNARE binding; calcium ion binding
Source: RefSeq, a predicted model, not a curated record
UCGCUGUCUCGCGGUGGUCUGUUCAGUUUGAGUUAGGACGGUGCGUUCGGUUUUGUAAGGUGUGGCUGUGGCCAACACCCGCUAUUAUUAAGUCUUUGAAGAAAACGCUAUAAUAUUAACAAUUUAAUUUUCAGGCGUGCGUGGGAAGUAAAGUGCAGUUAUUUUUACUACAAAGCACAUCCUUCCUAAAUGACAUAGGGAAAGUACUAUCAUCUAGGCGACUUUGUAAACCCCAAAUAUGCCCAUAUUUAACACCGAACACCGAGGAGGACAGCGUGAAUCUCUCUUCAGGACAGAUGAAGCUGGUUAUUUAGGAGCUAAUCACGUUAUAUUUUAGUGCCACCAUGUUAACUGGUGGUCGUUAUAAAAAACCGACGGCUUAAGUCGUCGCUCCUUCCAGGCGUCCAGCGCUUUAAACAGCUGGGCACCCUGCGCAAAACGUACCAUUUAAUUAUAAUAUGUUAUCUGCCUUGAGUUAUCAGGCAAUUAAGAUCUUCUUCAGUUAAUCAUCUUGAAUAAUUUUGUUUAGCAAAUAGCUGAAAAAAAUCCCGAAAACGAAAGUUACUUAUUUAAUGGAAAGGCUACCUGCCUGGGGAUCGGCUAGAUUUAUUUCAGUGAAGUGACACCGUAGCCGCCCACCCCGACGAUGGCAGGAUGCACGCAAGUGGCGACAGCAACAACACAGGCAAGAGAAUAAGAAGCAGCGCCGCUCAUCUCACUCUCCUCACUGGAGGCCCCGCCUCUCCUUUCCUGCGCGGGUCUUCCGAUCGGUAGACCAGCUCGCCUCUGGAGUCCUGGAAGCACGGCAUCAGGUCCCAGGGGCAAUAUAACUGACCGCUAGCUGAAACCAAAGGCUGACUUAAGUGAAGAGGUCAGCAACUGGCAGUGCUGGAUGAAUCAUCAGCGUCGGCUGUGCGGCCCACGACCCGCUGGUACCUACAGGGUUUUAUUUAUAGAUUUGCUGCUCUGCAUCUUCCCCAUUGUUCUUCAUAAUUAGCCAUCCCAUGGGAUCAUUCCUGCACAUUUUCCUCCCGACCCCCUUGGAGACUGAGAAAGAAAAGAUUGUCGACAUUGAUGACUGACGAAACGGAUGAAAAAAGACCUUGAUAUCCCAAAGGAUGUCAGCAGAGUGGCAACUCAAAUGCUUUUUCAUUGCUGACACCAUAUUUUAUGGGAAACUUCAUCCAGAUUCAUUUUCAAAGGCAGCCUACCACCAUAUCAGAGAUGGCCUACUUAAAUCUCUCCUAGGUGAUCGGCCUCUCGAGGAGGACGGGAAGGAGAAAGUGAGCCAUUAGGAAACUCUGUACAUCAACUGAGACGCCGCCUGGCCCGAGACAGGAACCCCCGGAGCUCACGUGCCGGACACCGCUGAAUUUGAAGCCUCCUACCGGCUGCCCAGUGCCACCAUGAGCCGAAGGGAAGCCAUGACGGCCCCCCAGGUCCCCACCGGCACCCCCACGGCUGGUGUCAACGCCACCGCACCCCCAGGCCUGGGCCCCAAGGAUGAGGCCUUCUCAAAGCUGAAGAACAAGUUCAUGAACGAGCUUAAGAAAAUCCCACUGCCAUCAUGGGCCAUCGUUGCCAUCGCCCUGGUCGCCAUCCUCCUCAUCCUCACCUGCUGCUUCUGCCUCUGCAAGAAGUGCAUCUUCAAGAAGAAGAACAAGAAAAAAGGCAAGGAGAAGGGCGGCAAGAAUGCCAUCAACAUGAAGGACGUCAUAGAAGGCACCAAGAUGGAGGCCUUGAAGGAUGAGGAUGAUGCAGAGACAGGGCUGACGGAUGGGGAGAAAGAGGAGGAGCCUAAGGAGACGGAGAAACUGGGCAAAUUGCAGUACUCCAUGGAUUACAAUUUCACUGAGAACCAGCUCAUAGUGGGGAUCAUCCAGGCGGCCGAGCUGCCCGCCAUGGACAUGGGGGGCACCUCUGAUCCCUACGUUAAGGUCUACCUGCUGCCUGACAAGAAGAAGAAGUUUGAGACGAAGGUUCACAGGAAGACGCUGAACCCCUGCUUUAACGAGCAGUUCAUCUUCAAGGUGCCCUACACCGAGCUGGGGGGCAAGACGCUGGUGAUGACGGUCUACGACUUCGACCGCUUCUCCAAGCACGACGCCAUCGGCGACGUCAGGGUACCCAUGAACAAGGUGGACUUCAGCCACGUGACGGAGGAGUGGCGCGACCUGCUGAGCGCUGAGAAGGAGGAGCAAGAGAAGCUGGGUGACAUCUGCUUCUCCCUGCGCUACGUGCCCACGGCCGGCAAGCUGACCGUCGUCAUUCUGGAGGCCAAGAACCUGAAGAAGAUGGAUGUGGGUGGCUUAUCAGAUCCAUACGUUAAAAUCCAUCUGAUGCAAAACGGGAAGAGACUGAAGAAAAAGAAGACAACAAUCAAGAAGAACACCCUCAAUCCCUACUACAAUGAGUCCUUCAGCUUUGAAGUGCCGUUCGAACAAAUCCAGAAAGUGCAAAUUGUUGUGACUGUUCUGGACUAUGACAAGAUCGGCAAGAACGAUGCCAUUGGGAAGGUGUUCGUGGGCUUGAACAGCACGGGCACUGAGCUGCGGCACUGGUCAGACAUGCUGGCCAACCCACGGAGACCCAUCGCCCAGUGGCACGUGCUCAAGCCCGAGGAGGAGGUGGACGCCCAGCUCAGCAGCAAGAAAUAGGGGCCAGCUUUUUUUUUUUUUUUUUUGACGCGCGCCUGUGUAGUGAUCAUUACCCAGUAUGUGUAAAUACCUCAGUGGUCUAUGGGUCCUCUCACUCCCAUGUGUUUUUUUUUAACCAUUCCCUGCCCAAGAAAGAAAAAAAAAAAAAAAAAGUCACAUACCCUGUCCCCAACCUCAUAUUCCAGUUUUCAGGUGUAUAGGCCCUUUUUAACACCCCCAUCUUCCCUCCGUGACACCCACCCCCCAAAAGAUAGCUUAUCUGCCCAACACGCGCCCCAUCUUUUAAGCAAUAUGAUCUGUAUAGAUAGCGCAUGACAAAUUAUUUAUUGUACCACACAGUUGUAUAUAUCAGUAUGCAGACAAAAUGAUUUAUAGUUUGUGUGUUUGUAUGUUGUUUAGCGUUUCCUAAUCUAUGUAUAUCUCAAUGUUUUUAAUAAGAUGUUCUAUUUUAAAUUAUGUAAAUGGAGAUAUAGGAGAGCUGAUAUAUUCAGAAUCUAUCUUACUGCAUUCCAGAAAAAGAAGCAAAACACCAAGUUGCAAAAUGCUAGUGGAGGUAAACUCAAAUUGUAAAGGACGGUGUCAGUCUGUUUGUUUACUUACCAAACCAUCAAAGAGAGGGAAAAAAAAGCAUAGAAGGCCAUUAACUAAUAUGGUUCCAUUAAUGAUAUAUUUAUAUGCUGCUCAAUAUAAGCACAUGGUUUCUUAUGACUUUUUAUAGCCGGUUCUCAAGCAGAGGACCUGUGAGAUUUAUCUUGAGAGCUGAUAUUCCGAGAAUUUCAAAGUCAAUGCAAGCCAAUCCGCCUUUCCUUGUUUGAGUCAGUCUUUGCAGUGUGACACAGUUGCGGGUCUUUUUUUAGAUACUUCUUUCCGUGAAUUGUCUUUUUUUUAACAACUGGUCCUCUUGAACUUGUCUGUCUGUCUAUCUGGCUCCCUAAUGUCCUAUCCCCACACAAAGCAGAACCAAGCUGUUACCAUCGUGUCUUCGGAGCUUAACCUUUUUUUAAUUGCUCAAUAGACUUGUUGUUUGCUAUGGUGUAUAUUUUCUAGUCUGAGUUCUAAUUAUGGAGAAAGUUUAUGGCUCCUGCUUUAAUUUUUUAGGAAAAAAGUUCUGACUAUUUUUUGGGGAACUGCAUGAUUUUUUUUAGAAAUAACCUUUGCUAAAUACCAGGUUGGGGGGAGGCUGAGCUUCCUUUGGGGUCUUUGCAGGACCCCCCCUUGCCUUCAAUCGGUACAAAUCAAGAGAAAUUCUUAGGUACUGCCGAGUUUAAAAAAAAAAACAGUGGCUUAUUGGGUUGAGGAGUUCAUCCAUGCCAUAGCUGACAUGGGGGUGAAGCUGACUUGAGUCAAAGCACUGCCAUUUUCAGGGAAGUCACUUUGUUUCUCCGUGCGCACGCGUUUUAGGCGACGUCCGCCGGCUUCCUUUCUCGAGAACAGCCCUCGGUUUUGAUAGUGCCGUUAAUACAUUGUUUCUCAACCAAGUUCUUGAGGACCCACAGAUGGUCCAUAUUUUUGCUCCCUCCCAGAGCAAAAACAUGAACUGUCUGGGGAUCCCCGAGGACUGGGUGGCAAAACAUUACGUUAAUAGCACACGUUACUUCUGUUGCCUUCUCACAGUGACAAAUAGUGUUAGCCAUGCCUCACUGCCGAAUUUGAUUUCUCCCGUGGCUGCCGUUUUUGCACUGGAUAGUAAUGACUGCCGCCUUCACUGCUUGUAAUGCGUGAUGCGUAAUGCGUGACGCACAAGUACCACCAAUGAUCAAGGCGAUGGUCCUAGACACUGCACACCGACCCUGUUGAACGUACACCAAAAAAAGACAACAGAGACGACGGAGUUUCAUUCUACUUGGUUAAUAUUAAAUAUUUUACCUUGUGCCGCUUUGACGUUAAAAUAAAAGCUACAGAGAAGAAAACAUAUGAUAGAAACCGUAGGAGUUAAUGGUCUGCAGAGAUAAUGAGCAUAAUUCCCCAUGUGUCUUUUACUAAAGCUAAAAAACAAUAGGAACAAAUGGGGCAAAAAAGCAACACUGAACUAAAACCGUUUGUCUUAUCUUUGAGGAACCUUCUAUUUGUACUAGGCGCUAGCUUCAGGAGGAGUUUUUUAUGUUUUCAGUGUAAUUAUGUAGUGAAUAGCACUAUUAUAAAGCUACUUGUCAUUCCAUAAGUCUGUGAGGACUGCUUUGUGUAUCACUGUGACCACUGUGCGUGCUUAGAAGUGUAGAUUUCUUAGCAGAUAGCGACCAGUUUCUUCUGUAGUGACGUAUAAAAACUGCCAAUCCCUCUUCUACUGCAUUGCUGAUUGGCCGCACUGGAUCAGCUGUCCAUUAGCCGCGAGCCAAUCAGUAACCACUCGGCUGUAUGUAGGAGCACUGAAGGUGUACACCGGAGUGGGUCCGUUCACACAGCAUCUUGUAGAGCACUGUGCAAUAUUGUACGUCCAUCCCAUAGUGUUGCCUUGGUGGCGUGGCCCAAGGAAGAUAUAUGUUUGGAUAACCUACUUUCCAAGACCUGGUUAGGACACAGCACAUAAUGAGUCAGGGUAGGUUAUAUUAGAGCUCAACAAAUCGUAUCACGUAUCGUUCCAUGAAACAGUCAACUUGAAUGUUUUUUUUUUUUUCUUUCUUUAUUAUUUCCUUGCACAGAGAUCCAGAUUAAAAUGUUUCAGGAAAAUAUCAUUGGUUAACACCAAAACAUGGCACCAAAAAUUGUAUAUACUUUUAUAUUUUUCCCAAUAUACUUAAUAUUGGAAUUAAAAUGGAAAAAGUAUCAAUUACAUCACUUCUGUUAUAGCCCGAGUCUAAUUUAAUACUCAUCAGAUCAUUCCAUUCCUGUUUUAGGGCCCUAUUUUGUUUUUAAAUUAUUGAACUGUUUUAUAGUUUUAAAAUGUGUGCCUGAAUGUAGUGGACUUUGUGUUUUGAGUUUUAUUUUUCCCUCCCUCUCUUUCCAGAGAGAUGAGAUGUAGUGGUCACUUUUUAAAUUGUUGCAAUAAAUAUUAGUUCUUUGUUCGA